AUGUCAGGACCAUACCUCCACGGCCACCACGCCUCCGUCUUGCGUUCCCACAGCUGGCGUACCGUUGAGAACUCCUGCCCUCACCUCAUACCUUUCCUGAACCCCUCCCUUACGAUUCUCGAUGUUGGCUGCGGCCCCGGCACAAUCACCGUUGAUCUUGCGAGUCGUAUCCCGCAGGGCUUCGUCUACGCUAUCGACCCGUCCGCUGACGUCAUAGACAAGGCAAGGCAACACGCGCAGGAGAAGGGCGUGACAAACGUGCGGUUCGAGGUUGGCGACAUCUUCAACUGGCAAGAUCUAGACGGUGUAGAAGAAGCCAGCUUCGAUGUUGUGCACGCGCAUCAGGUACUUCAACAUCUGCAGGACCCGUUGGGGUGUAUGAAGGAGAUGGUGCGUCUCACGAAGAAAGGUGGCAUUGUUGCGGUGAGGGACUGCGAUUAUGGCGCCAUGGACUGGUACCCUGAGCACCCAGGCAUGCAAAAAUGGAAGGACCUGUACAUCAAGGUUGCAGUUGGGUUGAAGGCAUACCCGAACAUGGGAAAGAUGCUGCAUUCUGUUGCAAUGCAGGCUGGAAUACAGAGAGAGAACAUCGAGACUAGUAUUGGAGCAUGGUGUUUUUCUACACCGGAGGAGCGGGUGUGGUGGUGUGGUCUAUGGGCCGACAGAACAGUCAAGAGCGACUUCAAGCAGCGAGUCCUCGACGGCAACCAUGGCACCGAGGCUGAGCUUGAAGAAAUCUCUGCAACAUUCCGAGAAAUGGAGAAGAAAGAAGACGGCUGGUUUGCGGUCAUAAACGGCCAGAUAAUCUGUCACGUCAGGUAA
Messenger RNA from Ascochyta rabiei, 822 nucleotides. RefSeq lists its product as uncharacterized. NCBI's taxonomy places the organism in Eukaryota, Fungi, Ascomycota, Dothideomycetes, Pleosporales, Didymellaceae. The transcript is spliced from 2 exons. Bases 1 to 822 code for a protein of 273 amino acids. The record is from RefSeq and is a predicted model, not a curated record.